Molecule: messenger RNA, 1554 nt
Organism: Dendronephthya gigantea
Lineage: Eukaryota; Metazoa; Cnidaria; Anthozoa; Malacalcyonacea; Nephtheidae
Product: transmembrane protein 205-like
Exons: 3
Coding region: 203-883 (226 amino acids)
Source: RefSeq, a predicted model, not a curated record
ACUUGUAAAUGCAUAAUCGCACGACUUAUGAUAACACGCGAAGCGUAUAUAAUGCCGACCCAUCUGCGAAAACCUCAUUAGACUGGUUAGCAGCAUUGGUGAUUUGAUCAACUCGAAGAUUUCGCAAAAGCAGUAUAGAAGCAAGAAUCUUUCGCACAGGACAUAGAAAUACAGUGAAUUCAUUAUAUUUAAAAACGAGAUCAUGUUUAUGAAAGGCAAAACAGUUCAACACUCGGUUUAUCCGACCCAUAAUGGAGUGCUUUCGCACGCAGCGGCGUUUCUGGUCACCGUUGGCUUUGUGAUGUACACGUCAUCCGACAGAAAGCGAGAAAAAUCGUCGGAACUCACGAAGACCACUGUCCAAUUCAUUCACCUUUUCAGUUUUGCCACUUGGGUUGGUGUUCAGUUCUGGAUUCACGUUUCAGGAUUCACGAUGUACAAGACUCUGAAAAGGACAGCUUUUGUUGCGGUUCAGAGCAAGAUGUUUCCACUGUACUUCACGGCAGGAUUUAUAACAAGUUCCGUGGCAUUACUCACACAUCUUCAUCUUAAUCCUGUCGUCUCGUUUAAAGGGGACAGAAUGGCAUUUUAUCAGACAAUCGGCUUAAUCGUCUCUCUGAUGUGUUGCGUGUUCAAUCUUACGUAUCUUGGUCCAGAAACAGUCCGUUUAGUUGAGGUCAGAGCGGCCCGUAUCAAAGUUCUCGGUAUCAAAGAUGGCGUCGGACCCGUUUGCCUAAAUCUUGUCAAAGACGACGCCGAAUACAUGUCGAUACGAAAACAAUUCUUAGUAAUGCAUAUGUUUUGUUCGUUCGUGAACCUUCUCUGUUACGGAGCGUGUGGCGUGAACAUUUGGUGUCUAGCCACUAAACUCACAAUGCAGUGAAGCAACUUUGACUGUUUUAUUCAGUAUAGCUCAAAAACAAUAAGAUAUUUGACAGAGACAGGGUAUUUAUAAUCGCAACUAGGAUAAUUGUAUUAUCAUUGGAUAUAUACAUACGACAUCCCUACUUAUGACCCUUUUCUAAAGCUUAAUCCUUAGCUACGAGUAGCAACCUUAGCUUGCUGGACUGGAUUCAUAUAGAUUACGAAUCUAUACGAUUACGAAUUUCGCAUUCAAAUUUUUGAUGUAAGAACGUGCCUUGAACAAUUGCUUAAAUUUGAUCGCGAAAACUAUGUAGUUUCACUAUGGUUGGUUUGCAAUAUGGCCGCUAUCUUGGUUCAAUUUUCAAACAUGCGGUGCAGGCUAAAAUCAUGCUUUUAUUAUCGCAGUAUUUCAAAACCCAACCGCGGCGAAUGAUACGAUCGACAUCAUGAGAAGUAACAAAAUAAAAAAAGUCAAACAAUUCAGUUUGUCUGCUUCAAAGCAGAUGUAACUGAGAUUCGUAGAAUAAACCAAGAUGGCGUCCGAUGACAGAUUAUGACGUCAUUCGCGCCAAAAAUGACGUGAGCUGGUGGCUGGCGAAUUCGAACGCCUCGUCACAAAUGCUUAAAUCUUAUUGGACUGAAAAAACAUUGAAUGUUACAUCAGUGAUACGUGGGAUGGUUAUUUUAAAU